GUAUAUAAAUACGGUGUAUGUGGUUGUGUGUACAUACAUAUGAUGCUAAGCAAAAACAACAAGUCGAUAGCAUAGUUUUACGUGUUGAAUAUCAAAGUGCAAUAACAAUUUACCGCAUACGCAACGUAUAAUAUCACCUACCGUACCCGUACUUUAUACAGAGCGAGCGCGAGCGUUCUCUAUUUUCAUUUUUUUGCAUUUUUUCUUUUUUUGUGCGGCUGCUUUGUAGUGCUUACAAUUUUCGAUACAAUUAGCGCAACCACAACGAGAACACGCCGCAAAACUUCAACCCCAACCCUGCAGAAGGCCAAGAGACGCGCUCUAACUAUAAAAUAAUAACAACAACAAGAGUAUACAAAAACAAGAGCAAGAUAAAACAAAAUCCAAACCGCAACCGAAAGGCCAGCAUAAUAUUAAAAAGGUGCAAAAGUAUAUACAUACAUUAAUAGGUACAUAACUACAUGUACGUAGUACAUGUUAAAUAAUAGACGGACGGUUCUCAUCGCAUAAUUAUUAACAGCAGCCCGUCGUGGUCGUGCCAAUAAAAACAACAGCAACCAAAACGAACAACUGCAGCAAUCACACACAUUGCCAUUGCCAGGUGAAAGAAAAAGGCGCCGAAUGUGUAAAAAAUAAAAGCGCGCGCGGCAUUGUCUUAAAUUUUUAAUUUAUUCUUUUAUAAUUUGGCCAAACUAAACGGUUGUUAGCAACAGUUUAACAAGCAUAGCUUAGUCACAGUCGCUAAUAUCGAUUUUGUGCCUUCUGUGUGUUUGUCCGUUAUCAAAGCUCCAAAAGCCAACCGUCGCCGCCAGCCAAGAACAACCAACCAACCAGCGCCUGACAGCCGGCUUUGUUGUUGGAGCGCCGAAAAGAUUGCGAUCACUUUUUGCGACUGUGUGUUUGCGACUGUAUGUGUAUUUUAAAAAUACACAUGUGUGUGUGAGUUUAGCUCUUUAAAACAAAUACAAAUCAAAAUCGCAACGGUCGGUGUCGCUAUCGGUGUGUUUCGUCGCAGUAUUAUUAUUAUUAUUUUUUUUUUCAAUAGUCGUUACCGGUAUAGGGCGAACUUCAUAUAAUUGCGAAACAAUAUCAAAUAGAGCUGUUCAGCGCCGCUGCUUUUUGUUGCAUUGGUAAGAAGAAAACUUCUUACCAAUGAUUUCGGUGUUGCAAAUGAAAUUUCAUGCGUUGCUGGUGCUGCUCUCAAAAGUUUGGACAUGCAUCUGUUUCAUGUUCAAUCGCCAAGUGCGAGCUUUUAUCCAGUAUCAGCCGGUUAAAUAUGAACUAUCUCCACUGUCGCCGGUCUCGCGGCAUCGCCUAAGCCUGGUGCCACGUAAAACGCUGGUGCUCGAUCUCGACGAGACGCUCAUACAUUCACAUCACAAUGCGAUGCCCAGGAAUACAGUGAAACCUGGUACGCCGCACGAUUUCACUGUAAAAGUGACAAUCGAUCGACAUCCUGUGCGAUUUUUUGUCCACAAAAGGCCGCAUGUCGAUUACUUUCUGAAUGUGGUAUCACAGUGGUACGAUCUGGUUGUGUUUACCGCUAGUAUGGAGAUCUAUGGAGCAGCGGUUGCCGACAAACUGGACAACGGCCGCAACAUACUGCGGCGCCGCUAUUAUCGGCAACAUUGUACGCCCGAUUACGGAUCGUAUACCAAAGACUUGUCUGCCAUAUGCAGUGAUUUGAAUAGAAUAUUUAUAAUUGACAAUUCGCCCGGUGCAUAUCGUUGUUUUCCCAAUAAUGCAAUACCCAUCAAAAGCUGGUUCUCCGAUCCGAUGGACACAGCUCUGUUAUCGCUUCUGCCUAUGCUGGACGCACUACGUUUCACGAACGAUGUGCGCUCGGUGUUAUCCCGAAACCUGCACUUGCAUCGUUUAUGGUAGCAGGUUCGUCGCCUCCGUAUCCGCACCGUAUCGGUAUGCUCGCCAGAUGCUUGGACGGGUGCGGUUCCAUUUAUCGUAUCUAUUAUCGUAUAUUUGUCGUAAUGGGCGAAUGCGUUUUCAACUUACAGUUUACAAAUUGAAACUGCUACUGCAACAACAACAACAAACCACAACAACUACAACAACAACAAACAAACAAACAACAAAAAUGCUGGUGCUGUGACACAUAAACGAAUUUUUUCUUUAUCACCUUAAAUCUAUUCUUAUUACGUUUAGUGCAUAAAAAUGUUGUAAUUAUAUUUUCAAUUCGCUAUUAAUAUAAAUAUAUAUGUAUGUGUAUAUUUAUCUAUUUUUUUUUUUUAAAUUAAAUAUAUUAAUUAUUAUUAUGAUACUUUUUGUACGCCUUUUUCCGAUUAGUUGUUGUGUACGUUUUAGGGAUUCUAUAUGAAUUAUACAUAUAUAGAUAUGCGAUUAAGUCGAGAGUAUGUUAGAAGGUUUUCUGCAAGUUUUCGCAUAAGUAAGAGCCAGUCUUAAAGAGAAAAGCAAAACAAUUAGCUGACAAGUUAUAUCAUCUAUAUAGAAAUAUAGUUUACAAUUAAGAUAUUGAAUCAUUAAUACAUAUGUAUAAAUAUAUAUGUAUAUAUAUAUACAUAUAUAAAUAUAUGUAUAUUUAUAUACGCUAAUGUCUAAGCAUAGUUUGUUGUAAUAUUACUUUAAAUUUACUCUGUUUUCACCAUUAUGCAUAUUUAUAUAGCUAUAGAGUUAUUAAACAAUUGAUUUGAACCGUUUUGCAAACAUCAGAAAGUAGGAGAGACAAUGAAACGCUUUUUCAGCCAACUAUUAGUAAAAUAUAGACAGCUAUCAACCUUAAUGAAUUGUAUAUUUUGUAAAAAGAAAAACUUAACAUUGGACACUAAAAUCAAAUCUGUAUGUUUAUUAUAAUUUAUUAAUGUUUUUUAACUUUUUCAAUUUUGCGUUGUUGAAGAAGCGUUCAACUAAAUAGUCAACCAUUUCUAAAACACAUUCAUUUACACUUACCUUUAUUUAAAUUCAAAUCUAUUUGUUUAAGUCCGUCCUGCAUGCAGGAGGAGGAGUGAAACCCGUACAUAUGUAUUUAAAUUUAUAAGCUGGCAUUAAAUGUAACAAAAACCACAAAAAACUAUUUAAACCAAACAAAACAAAAAAAAAAAAAACUUAAAAAGGGGUAUAUUUGAUUUAUAAGUAAAGCCAAUCAGACCGAAAACUGCGGCUGAGCCGCAGCAAUUAAUUCAUAAUUUAACAAUUCUUGACACACACAUCUGUAUCUUAAUAAAAGCAAAUAAAUCAAUAAAUAGAUGUGUGUAAAUGCCGCCGUUCCUAGAAAAUACAAACUUCUAUUCACACAUACACAAACGUACAUCAUCACACAAAGAAAAUUGGCAGCAAUCCUAAUGACUAUUGUGUAUGAUUUUGUAAACUAUUAUUAUUAUUAUUAUUACUAUUGUAAUUAUAAUUAUUGCGAGUUAAACGAAAACUGCUUCCAUAGUUAGUUAUUCAAAUGCUUAUCAAAAAUUAUGAACAACAACAAUCAUGUCUUUAGCCCAAGCUCACGCCAACUAAUUUAUUUAUAUUGUAUUUUUAUAAAACAAAAACAAGAAACAUGAAACAAACAACGUAAAAGAAUGAAACUACUUGUUUAAUUAUACAUAUAUAUACUAAUUUGUUUGUUGUUUGUGUGCGAUGUUGUUAAUCUUAAGUAGUCUGUAGCUUAAAGAAAAUUUGUUGAGACAUCAUAGCACGUAAAAAACAAUAACUUCACAUUGCAAAUAAAUCCAUACAAAUACUUAAUAAAAUCAAAGAAACAAAACAAGCAAAAUAAAGCAGUAACAACAAUCAAGCAUGCUACAUACAAAUAAAUAGGCGCAAAUGCAACACGUAUGUACUUUAAGACACAAUUUACCAAAAGAUUUAAUGGAAAUUAAUUAAUGAGGAGAGAGGAAUCUAUCAAUCAAGCAUGUAAAAUAUACAUAUGCAUAUAAUAGUAUAUAUGUACAUGUUGUUGUUGUUGACUGUGUGAGAAGCAAAAAACAAUUUGCUACAUGUGUAGAAAGAAACGAGCAAGCAACAAAUUUGUAUUUAAAUG
Scaptodrosophila lebanonensis is the source of this 4006-nucleotide messenger RNA. RefSeq names its product CTD nuclear envelope phosphatase 1 homolog (gene Dd). NCBI's taxonomy places the organism in Eukaryota, Metazoa, Arthropoda, Insecta, Diptera, Drosophilidae. The coding region runs from base 1153 to 1884 and encodes 243 amino acids. The record is from RefSeq and is a predicted model, not a curated record. Gene Ontology annotation, molecular function: protein serine/threonine phosphatase activity. The transcript is spliced from 4 exons.